AUGUCUUAUUUAAUUAUUUUGUUUUUAUUUGGGUUAAUUGUGGGCCUGGCAGCAGUUGGUUCCAACCCAUCGCCGUUUUUUGCAGCCCUAGGGCUGGUUAUGGUGGCGGGGAUUGGGUGUGGUAUUUUGGUAGGAUGGGGUGGGAGCUUUUUGUCUUUAAUUCUUUUCCUUAUUUAUCUAGGAGGAAUGUUGGUUGUAUUUGCUUAUUCGGCUGCUUUGGCGGCCGAGCCGUAUCCGGAGUCUUGAAUAAGCUGGCCGGUGCUCGCGACAAUGGUUUGUUACCUGGUGGGGGUGGGGGUGGUGGGAGUGUUGGUAGUGGAUUGAGGGGGCGGGGCGAGCGUUGAACCUGUGGUUGGAGGGUUGGAGUUAGGGGUGCUGCGGGGGGACAUUAGUGGGGUGGCACUUAUAUAUUCUAUGGGUGGUGGUAUGUUAGUGGGCGGGGCGUGAGUGCUCCUGCUGACAUUGUUUGUAGUGUUAGAGCUAACUCGGGGGGCCAGUCGAGGGGCGUUGCGUUAUGUCUAG
This is a messenger RNA of Salarias fasciatus (jewelled blenny), 522 nucleotides long. The record is from the annotation of a RefSeq genome assembly. Lineage: Eukaryota; Metazoa; Chordata; Actinopteri; Blenniiformes; Blenniidae.